AUGCUGCGUCCGAGUCGCAACAUCCUCCUGCAACUCAACGUCCUCACCGCCAGCUUUGCGCUCAAUAUCGCGCUUCUCGGUGUCGGCGGCAACAACAAAAUGUCAUUCUACCUCCCGUUCCCGCGGUUUUGGCAGCGGCCCUUGGUGGUCUUUUCGCCUACGCCCGCCGGACGCCGCUUUGGCCACGCCCGGACGAUCCCGCUUCUUGUCCUGCUCGACGGUGCGCUCCUCGCGCUUUUGGGCGCUGCUGCCGUCAACUCGUCCUCUUGGCUGCGGGUCCCGACGCCGUUCUCGACGUACGUCACCGGUGUUGACCUGCCCAAAGACUUUGUUGAGUUUGCAGACCACGCCGACAAGAAAUCGCCCGAGACCUGUGUCGUAUUGCGCCCGGGUGGAGAAGCGCGCAACGGCCUCCUCUUUGUCAUUGGCGACUCGCACGCGGACAUGCUCAAGCCCCGCUUUGUGCAGUUGGCGACAAAGAACGGGCGGCCCGAGUUUCACGGCUACCUCACCAUGUACCUCAACCCGGGCAACGUGACGCAUGGUGCGUCGACGCCGGUCUGCUGCGCGUACGCCGGGCUGCCCUGCACCGAGCAGUCGAUAGACGACGUUGAAGCGAUUCUGAGCAACUUUAGCAGCGCGCUUCAGGAGCUGAGAGCCUUGGGUAACCAGGUAUUUGUGGCCGACCAGAGCCCCCAGAGCGGCCGCCAAAACCCCAACAUGUGGCUCAACGGCGGCGACGGCGUGGUGCCGCCGCCGCUCAGUCGUGCCGAGUACAAUGCCUUGCACGCGUGGCUUCUCACCCGAAAUGCACACGGCUGCGACGUUAGCCAAUGCGACGCUCGUUGA
Molecule: messenger RNA, 849 nt
Organism: Saprolegnia diclina VS20
Lineage: Eukaryota; Oomycota; Saprolegniomycetes; Saprolegniales; Saprolegniaceae
Exons: 4
Coding region: 1-849 (282 amino acids)
Source: RefSeq, a predicted model, not a curated record